Molecule: messenger RNA, 1105 nt
Organism: Daphnia carinata
Lineage: Eukaryota; Metazoa; Arthropoda; Branchiopoda; Diplostraca; Daphniidae
Gene: TfIIFbeta
Product: general transcription factor IIF subunit 2-like
Exons: 6
Coding region: 126-962 (278 amino acids)
Biological process (GO): transcription initiation at RNA polymerase II promoter; transcription by RNA polymerase II
Cellular component (GO): transcription factor TFIIF complex
Source: RefSeq, a predicted model, not a curated record
UAGCGGGUGACGAUACAGUCGGUAUAGUUUAGUUUCAUUGUUUAACUGGUUUAUUUUUAUCUACAAAUUACGACGGUUUCGCGUUGAUUUGUUUUGCACUUACGUAGCCAAUCUUGUAGAAAUAAAUGGAUUCAAAGAAAAAAGAGGACGAGAAAGAGAAAGAGAAAGAGAAAGAGAAAGAGAAAGAGAAAGAGAAGGAUGUCGUUGUUUAUGAAAAAGAUAUGGACAUGGCUGGAGCUACUCGGGGAGUUUGGUUGGUGAAAGUGCCGAAAUACAUUUCAAGUCGUUGGGAGAAAUGUCCUGGAAAUAUUACAGCUGGCCAACUGAAUAUUACCAAGGUGCAAGGACAGAAACCGCAAGUCAAACUGACUCUAUCAGAGGCUAUCAUGUGCCUCCAGGAAAAGGGAGAGGAACCCAUUCCAAAAGAACAUGGGUUGAUUGUUUCCACAAUUACCUCUCAGACUUUGGGUGUAUUUUCUCAGAAUACAACACCAGCAUCAUCAAAUUCACCCAUGGAAACAGAGAAGAUCUCAUUUGAAGGCAAAGUUGUCCAAAAAUUAGAAUGCAGACCGACAGCAAAUGCAAGUUACAUGAAACUGAAACGAGACUGUUUGAUCAAAGCUGCCCAACCCACCAGGAUAGUGAAGCAACUAGAUAGGGUUGUGCAGAGCUACAAGCCUGUGUCUGACCACAAGCAUAAUAAAGAAUUUGAAGAAAAGAAGAAAGCUGAAGGCAAGAAGGCCCGAGAUGACAAAGGCAAGGUUAUGGACAUGCUGUUUGCUGCAUUUGAAAAGCAUCAGUAUUAUAAUAUCAAGGAUUUGGUGAAAAUCACCAAUCAGCCUGUGACCUAUCUCAAAGAAAUUUUAAAAGAUGUUUGUGUCUAUAACUUAAAAAAUCCUCACAAAAAUAUGUGGGAACUCAAACCAGAAUAUCGUCAUUACAAAGACGAAGACAAAGAUUAGUGUCACAAACUUCUCAUAAAAUCUGUGAUUUGGGGGAAAUGAUCAACCAGUUGUUAGAUGCACACCAAGUUUAGCACAUUCACAAGUGUCUAAACUGCCCUCGAAAUUGGUUUGAUAAAUAAAUUGCCAUGUAUAUUUUCCUU